AUGGCUGCGGCUGCAGUGGUGCCACGCUUCCGGCUGACCUUCAAACAGCCUCUUCAAAGCGGGAAGUUGGCCAAAUCAAAAGAAGCAAAGCGUUCCAGACCGUGCUGCAAAAGGAAGGCAACGUCGCGAAGAGUUGCUGUUUCUGAGGGGACAGUGCCCAAAGCUCGCAAUGCUUUUGCACUUUUUAUGAAACAGCACAACACGGCGAAGAAAGGCGCCAGCAAACAAGAAUUCCAACAUGAAAUGCAACGCAUUGCCAAAGCUUGGGCACAAUUGACACAGUCUGAGAAGAACAUCUACAAGGAAAAAAGAAGAUCGGAGUUCACUGCACAAAGAGACGCCAUGAAAAGGCAUGGCUUGCCCACGCGCCGCAUGCAGAAUGAAACCGUGCCAAAGCAGCAGUCACAGCUGUCUCAGCUGUCUCAGCUAUCCACACAACCUGUGGAAGACCAGGACCAGGCGCUCCUCAGAUUUGGGAAGAUCACGGUGAUGCAAGGUGAGCUUCCUGUUGGUGAAGGCUCUUACGGGACUGUGCUGAAAGGCCUCAUGCCCUAUGGCCGCUUCUGCGCUCUGAAGAUCUUCAAGGGCAGCAAAUCUAUGAUCUCCUUGAAGCAGGAGGUUCUGAUUUUCAAUCAAAUCAAAGACAAGCUUCAAGAAGGAAUGCGGCAACUCUUUCCUUCCUUGUUGGAAGUCGAAUGCAAACCGCAGCCGUUCCCCUACUUGGCUUUGGAGUUUGCUGGGUCAAGCGUGUCCCAAGUGCUCAUCCAAAACGGUGCUUUCACUGGAAGUGCAAUGCAGCGCCUAGCCACGCAGCUUAGAUCUGCCCUGCAAGCUUUGCACAGCAUCCGCAUACUUCAUUUGGAUCUCAAACCGGCCAACAUUCUGUGGGUCCAGGAGACUUCAUGCAUGAAACUAGCGGAUUUUGGAAUGUCUGAGAUGAUGGGGAUUGAAGCUGCCUCGAUAAGGUGGGUCUUCAAAGGUAGCAGCUGCAGCGGCGGCGACAAACUCAUGCGUGGAAGGGCAAGAACCGAAAAGAGCGUCUUCCACACGUUGCUGUGGACGACGGCUUGGCAGAUUGCCAUCAAGCCGAAACCACCGGCGAGCAAGUGGUGCUCUCCUGGAUGCACCGGUGGACCACGGGUGCAAAGUGCAGAGUUCUUGAGCUAUGAUCGAUUUUGCCUCUACACCUGCAAGCCCUUGUUGCGUGACGAGAUCAAAUCGAAGGUGGACUGUGCACAUUUGAACCACCAGGAAAUCACGCACGACGCGCAGAGCCCUUCCUCCAACGGCAAGGAAAUCAUCUACGAGGCACAUCCACUGACCAAAGUGGGGCCCAUCUCGAAGCUGGUUGCCCUGCCGGAGGCCUCGAUGUUGGGUGUGAACGCAGCUGUGACGUCGGAUCCGGUGAUGUCCAUCCGUGGAGCCUUCGCCAAGCUGAGGAAUCUGGAACGUCAGAAUGGAGGGCUCAGUGCCUAUGGCCUUCCAGAUGCCGCCAAGGCGCCCAGUUUGUGCGUCUGCCACUGCGGUUCCAAAGUGGAUCGCUUCCGCCAAACGGAAAGCGACGGGGUCAUUUACCCCAAGCCUCGCAAGAUGCCAAUGUCCGUGACGUCGCCCCGCAGCGUCAUGGUGGAGCCUCCACAGCCGCCCAUGAUUUCGACUCCCAUCACGGAUCUCUUUGGAAUCCAGCACCCGGUCCUGCUGGCCGGCAUGAACAUCGCAGCCAGCCCGCAGCUGGCUGCAGCGGUGACCAAUGCUGGAGGUCUAGGGGUGUGGGGAGGUGUCUUCUACACCCCCAAGAUGUUCCGUGCCAAGCUGAAGGAGCUGAAAGAGAACUUGAAAGAUCCCAACGCUCCAUUCGGCGUGGACCUUUUGCUCCCACAGGUGGGUUCUGGUGCUCGUGCCACCAACUAUGACUACACCAAGGGAGACUUGCCUGAGCUGAUUGACAUCACCAUCGAAAUGGGUGCGAAGCUCUUUGUGAGUGCUGUGGGUGUUCCACCCAAGUUUGUGGUGGACAAACUCCAUGCUGCUGGCAUCCCGGUGAUGAACAUGGUAGGUGCGCCCAAGCACGUGGAGAAGGCCUUGGAGGCAGGCGUGGACAUCAUCUGCGCCCAAGGAGGUGAGGGUGGAGGUCACACUGGCGAUGUAGCCACAAGCAUUUUGAUUCCCAUGGUGGUGGACAUUUGCAAGGGCCACAAGUCGCCACUCACAGGUCGGCAGGUGCCGGUGGUCGCCGCCGGCGGCAUCUCGGACGGGCGGCACCUAGCGAUGUCGCUGGCGCUGGGCGCGGACGCGGUGUGGGUCGGCACGCGCUUCGUGGCCUCCGUGGAGGGCGGGGCGCCCAAGGGACACAAGGAAGAUCUGGUGAAGGCCUCCGUGCACGACACCCACCGCACGGAGAUCUACACCGGACGCCCAAUGAGGAUCAUCAAGAACAAGUACUCCGAGAAUUGGGAGUUGGAACGAAGCAAGGAGAUGCGUGAUCUCCUGAAGCAGGGAGUGAUUCCCUACACCACCGAUGUGGAGCUCCUUGAGGAGAAGGCGAAGGGGAACAAGAAGGAUGUCCCAGUACCUGUAGGCGCGGAUGCCAUCCAUCCAUGGCUUUGUGGUCAGGUGGCCGGCAUGAUCAACGACAUUCUGCCAGCCAAGACCAUUGUGGAGAACAUGGUGCUUCAAGCUGCUGAGAUGAUGCAUCAGAAUGCAGCCAGACUCACCCCGGCUGCACGCCUGUGA
Molecule: messenger RNA, 2733 nt
Organism: Cladocopium goreaui
Lineage: Eukaryota; Dinophyceae; Suessiales; Symbiodiniaceae
Source: the annotation of a GenBank genome assembly